Triticum dicoccoides is the source of this 1961-nucleotide messenger RNA. Its product is annotated as ACT domain-containing protein ACR10-like. The record is from RefSeq and is a predicted model, not a curated record. The coding region runs from base 300 to 1589 and encodes 429 amino acids. NCBI's taxonomy places the organism in Eukaryota, Viridiplantae, Streptophyta, Magnoliopsida, Poales, Poaceae. The transcript has 5 exons.
AUCCUCACUCAGAUUAUUAUGCCAAGAGCGUUGGAGGAAUCCAGUCCCCAAGAUUCCUCGUCCCCUUCCCCUUCCCCUCCGCCUCCGGCCGGCCACCACCAACACACCCCGACCAGUCCAUAUCCACCCUACUACUCAUACCACUAGUGAGUAGCGUAGCGGGGACGGUGGGAGCAAAGUUCUUCCCCUUUCCGGACGGACGGCCUGACGGAGCAACCAACCCAACCAGCCCAACCCAAAGAUUUGAUUUUUGAUUUUCGAUUCCAUCUCUCGCCACCAGAGAAAAGAGGGAGAGAGGGAUGGGGAUCCCGAGCCCGAGCGACGAGGUGGUCCAAAUCGUGCACGGGGACGGCGCGGGGGACCCCACGGUGGUCACCGUCAGCUGCCCGGACAAGACCGGCCUGGGCUGCGACCUCUGCCGCCUCGUCCUCCUCUUCGGCCUCAACGUCCACAAGGGCGACAUGAGCACUGACGGCCGCUGGUGCUACAUCGUGCUCUGGGUCGCCGCCUCGCGCCGGGGCCGGCCCCCCGUCGCAUGGGACCUCCUCAAGGAGCGCCUCGUCGACCUCUGCCCCGUCCCCGCGCCCUUCGGAGUCGACACCGCCUACCUCGCCGCCGCCGGCCUCCGGGGCGACGGCCUCGCGCUCCCCGCCGGGGAGCCCCAGGUGUUCCUCCUCAAGUUCUGCUGCUACGACCGGAUGGGCCUCCUCCACGACGUGACGUGUGUGCUGUGUGAGAUGGAGCUCACGAUUAGGAGGGUCAAGGUCUCCACCACCCCCGACGGCAGAGUCAUGGACCUUUUCUUCAUCACUGAUGCCAGGGAACUUCUACACACAAAGAGCAGAAGGGAAGAGGCCUAUGAAAAGCUGCAGAGCGUCUUGGGUGACUCGGUGACGAGUUGCGAAAUAGAAUCCGCGACGGAGGACAUGUCUUCUUGCCUCCAAGCUUCAGCAUUGUUGUCGCCUCUUGUCCUGGAGCAGAUGUUCAGCGAGGUAGAUGUCAUUGAGGAGCAGUCGAGCCGCUCGAGGUCCGACAGUAGACUGUCGGUCACAAUGGACAACUCCCUCAGCCCCGUGCACACCCUGAUUCAGAUCCAGUGCGGCGACCACAAGGGCCUCCUGUACGACAUCAUGAGAACAGUCAAAGACUGCAACAUCCAGAUUUCGUAUGGCCGGUUCUACGCGGGCCAGAAGGGCCGGUGCGAGGUGGACCUGUUCGCGGUGCAGUCGGACGGGAAAAAGAUACUCGACCAGCAGAAACAGAGGACGAUGUGCUCUCGGCUGAGGACGGAGCUGCUGCGGCCGCUCCGCGUGGCGCUGGUGAACCGGGGCCCCGACGCGGAGCUGCUGGUGGCAAACCCGGUGGAGGUGUCCGGGAAGGGUAGGCCGCUGGUGUUCUAUGACAUCACCCUCGCGCUCAAGAACCUCCAUAGACGAGUCUUCUUGGCCGAGAUCGGGAGGCAUGUGGUGGACGACAGGGAGUGGGAGGUGUACAGGGUGCACCUGGGCGAGGACGACCACGAGCUCUCGUGCUCGGUGCGGAGCAAGAUUGUCGAUGGCGUCACCAACAUGCUCAUGGGCUGGGACUGACUGACCGACUGGUCACACCAUGCAUCUUCCUUGACAUAUUCAGUCUUGUUGCAAAAGACAGGGACCGGCUUAAUUUGUUUGUUUUGUGUAAAAGUAGGUGUCAUCGACUCGUUGUACAUAGGGAGGGAUGUUGAUGGCUGCUGCUGCUUCUGUUGUAAAUUAAGUGGUUUCAGGUUGUUCCUAGUUAGUUCAUACUGCAUCAGUCUGAAAUACUUGCCUUGUGUUGUUGUUAGGCAAUGAAAUGAUGGUGCAUAGACCUGUGUUGUUGUAUCUCAAGUAUGUAGUGUAUCUUUGCCCAGCUCAGCUGGUGGACUAGUAUUAGCUAGCUAGUGAUUAGCACACUAGGGCAAAUUAAGGAAGUGAUUCUGACAA